Messenger RNA from Uloborus diversus, 1146 nucleotides. Its product is annotated as dynein axonemal intermediate chain 1-like. Gene Ontology annotation, molecular function: dynein heavy chain binding; dynein light chain binding. Lineage: Eukaryota; Metazoa; Arthropoda; Arachnida; Araneae; Uloboridae. Gene Ontology annotation, biological process: outer dynein arm assembly; cilium movement. Bases 1 to 1146 code for a protein of 381 amino acids. Gene Ontology annotation, cellular component: outer dynein arm. The transcript is spliced from 8 exons. The record is from RefSeq and is a predicted model, not a curated record.
AUGCUGGAUCAAAACAUGUCUGAAGCUAAUUUAGAUUUCACGUACUACAACAACCCGAAUGAUGAGUUCAGGGCCAACACGGGUUCACUCCUGCCCCUGUGGAACAUCGGUUGCCGGUUGGUCCGGGGUAUGCUGGUCACUGACCUCUGCUGGAACACCCUGUACCCGGACCUUUUCGCAGUGGCGUACAAAGAUCCGGAAAAGGACGAAGCAGAUGAGAAAGGAGAAGAUGACCUUGGAAUAAUCUUCGAGAAAGGUUGCGUCUGCGUGUACAGUCUGAAGGGUCCGUCGCAUCCGGAACGGAUAUACGUCUGUCCAUCUGCUGUCCGUUGCCUGGAUUUUCACCCGGAUCGUCCCUAUCUAGUGGCGAUGGGAUUCUUCGGGGGCACAGUCGCAGUUUACGAUUUGCGACGCGAAGAUUUUUCGCCCUCGGGAAAAAACUCAAACUCGGAGAAGUUGUUCCACCAGGACACAGUCAGUGAGAUUCAGUGGUUACCAGAUACCAUUCCGCAAAAAUUCUGUUCUGUGUCUGCUGAUGGUAAAAUAAUAAAAUGGCAAUUUAUGUUGCAUGACCUAUUUCCGAGCGAAGUAGUGACGUCAUUAUUGGUCAGGAAUAUUCUUCCUGAAGCUCCGCCCAAGGGCAUAGAGAUGGAAAAAGAAACUGUAAUGGAAGAAGUUAGUUUAAAAGCUGGCGGCACAGCUCUCUCCAUAACCGGUGAUUCUUUUGCCGUCGGCACAACCACCGGAGCGAUCGUGCUGGGCUCUUUGGAAGAGAAAGUCGGCACUGCAGAUCAUGUGGACCACAAGCACUCUGUGAGAUCCGUACAGUGGAAUCCGUAUCACCCGGAUGUGCUUUUGUCGUGUGGGAAAGAUUUCACCGUCAGAAUUUGGCAUCGAUCGAUUAGGAGUUCUGUUUUCAAAUUCUUUUUUGAGCAAGAAGUCGUGGAUGUGCGCUGGGCGCCAUUUUCGUCUACGUUGUUUGCAGCCAUUUCUGGGAAUGCUGUAAUUCAUGUAUUUGACCUCUCGACGAGUAAGACAGAAGCUGUGGGAACCUACACAGUCUACACCGCCAAACAAAACUCCCGGCUUACAGUUCUCCGCUUCCAUCUAUUCAAGCCAAUCCUUAUGGUCGGAGACGACAGGUGA